ACUCCAAAAUUGAUCAUUAUAUAUAACGAUUACCCAUCUUUUUGACGAUAAUUAAAUGCAUGAUUAUAUAUAUAUACUGCAUGCUUAAAUCCGAAUCUUAAACCCCAAAUUUCCAAACUCAAAAAUCUAUUUCUUCAAAUUAAUAAUGGAUCGACAAUUUAGUGGUAGAAAAUCACUUUCAUGUUUGUUAGAUGAUGAUAAUAUAGAAGAUCAGUCACCUAGUUUUCAUCACCUUUCUCAACUACAAAAUCGAAGGCUUUCUUGUUAUACUCACUUCCCCUUAGAUGCCUCACCUUUGCACCCUCUAAGCCGCCUCGACAAAUCAUUAUGGACUCGUACGUCUUUUACAAGUUCUUCUCAUCCUUCUCUUCUCUAUUGUUGCAUCUCUUCUCUUCGCCAUGAUGGAGAUCUCUACUCCAUCGCGGUAUCAGGGGACAUAGUGAUGACUGGCUCAAAUAGUCGUCGAGUCCAUGCAUGGCAGUCAGGUGACUGCCAUGCAAUAGGCUACUUACAAGCUAGCUCGGGUGAAGUCCGAGCCAUGGUUGCUCAAGGUAACAUGCUCUUCACAUCUCAUAAGGAUCACAAAAUUAGGGUAUGGUCCAUGAGAUCACACACUUGUAACAAUAAUACAACAAAUAACUUUAAGCCUAGAAAAGUUACAACCUUACCAAACACCAACCACUUCAAAAAUUUUGUCUUAAGGCCAACUGUCCCACAAAAUAGGCUCACUUGUAAGCCAAUUACCCCACAACAUAAGGACAUUAUUUCUUGCAUGGCUUAUUACCAUAUUGAAGGAAUUUUGUAUACUGGGUCAUUUGAUAAAACUGUUAAAGCUUGGAAAUUAAAUGAGAGAAAAUGUACCGACUCAUUUAUAGCUCAUUCAGAUAAUAUAAAUGAUAUGGUAAUUAACCAACAAAAUGGCUAUCUUUUUACUUGUUCUUCAGAUGGGACAGUAAAAAUGUGGUUAAGGGUGUAUGGGGAGACUUCUCAUGCUCUAAUUAAGGUCCUUAGUUUUCAUGCAUACCCUAUUUAUGCUUUGGCUUUGAGUAAUCAAAACCAAAGUAGUAGCUUCUUGUAUUCAGGAUCUUUUGAUGGGUGUAUUAAUUUUUGGGAGCAAGAGGUUUCUUGUCAAUAUAAUCAAGGCAACAGGUUCUUACAAGGGCAUCAGUUUGCGGUUCUUUGCCUUGUGGCCAUUGAGAAUUUUGUGAUAAGUGGAUCUGAGGACGCGACAAUUAGGAUUUGGAGGAGGUCGUUGGAAGACAGAAAAGCAGGGUGUGCUCAUGAGUGUCUCACCGUACUAGAAGGUCAUAGAGGGCCGGUGAGAUGCUUGUCUGCUUUUUUGCAGAAGGACAAAUUUGUGGUGAGCUUUUUGGUGUUUAGUGCUAGUUUAGAUCAGACUUUUAAGGUGUGGAGAGUUAAGCUUUUGCAGGAAAUGAAGAGUUCUUCGGGUGAUGGAGAAGAUGAUAUGGAAAGAAAAAAGUCUGUGGAGAUUGAAAAUGGCCCUGUGCUGUCUCCUUCAUGGGUGAAGAGGAAGCUUCAAUCUCGCAGUGUUAACUCAGUUUAAUCAUGAGUUUAUUGCGAUGUUAGUUAUAUAAUUUAGAAGCACAUUGUAUGUUAAGAUUGUUACAUAUUAUAAAGGUAAUUUUAUCAUUCAUGAAUUCAUUCAUCAUCCAGCUGCAAUGUAUAUGAUGCAUAAUUGCAUACGACGAACAAGCUUGUUCCAGUCCCUGGCAUGGACCAGACCAACAACGAGUCCUGU
Chenopodium quinoa (quinoa) is the source of this 1759-nucleotide messenger RNA. Its product is annotated as protein JINGUBANG-like. Bases 146 to 1564 code for a protein of 472 amino acids. Gene Ontology annotation, molecular function: protein binding. The record is from RefSeq and is a predicted model, not a curated record. The transcript has a single exon. Lineage: Eukaryota; Viridiplantae; Streptophyta; Magnoliopsida; Caryophyllales; Amaranthaceae.